UACCUUUUUCCCUGCAUGUUGGGUCGGCCCACUUCUGGCUGUACUCUGAAUAUGGAGUCCAUUAGCGGUGGGCUCCACAGUCUUCUCCUACCUUUUCCUUUUCGGUUUAAUUCAACUAUUCAAGGAAAACAGAGAUCGAGAGAGAUAAGUACCGCCGGCGUGCCGCGAUGGCCGGAGACCUUUUCGAGGAUUUGCCGCCGCCACAAUCUUCGAACGCCAGAAUUCCCUGUAAUUCCUCCGCCGGAACAACACAUGCUCCCUUAGAAGGUUCCCCUGCACCGCCACCAAACCCUAAGCCUGCACUUAAGAGCGCUCUAAAACGUCCGAAGCCUCCUCAAGAAACUCCACCUGAAACUUCUGCUCCUCAAAAAAGAUUGAAAUUUAAAACAACUACUGAUGCAUCUGAAGCUCAAGUUAUAGAAGCUAUGGAGAAGAUAUCAUCACAUAUAAAGAACCCCUCAAAGUUCAGCAAGGCAUCAAAACUUGCAAUUCAAUUAAUUCAGGCCGGUAGUGUUAAAUCAUCGACUAGUGAACAAUUUUUUGCUAUUCUUGAAGCUGCAAUGUCAUCACCCACCUCCUGCAACGAGCCAUCAGUACGUGCCGACUAUCAUGCACUGUUCUCUGCAUCUCUAGAUGGAGUUGAGUGCCUCUCGAAGAAGCAGAAAAGUUGGUUAACCGUAUGGACAAUCCGGGCAGUCGUGGCCAAUGAGCUCUUCACAGAUGACAGCUUUGUGUUCUCAAAAGCUACUGGGAAAAUAAAAGAAGGCAUUUCAAACCUUCCACUUGCAACAAAAGAUGAAGACAUAGAGGAAGCUGCUUCCUUAGAGGAUGAGAUACGGGCAGAAAAUGCCAAUGUGCAGAAAAAUGAUGGGCAAACUCCUUAUCCUUCAUCUGAGAUAAUAAAUAAUAAUAAUAACAACAAUAAUAGCAGUAGUAAUAAUAAUAAUAAUGACGAUCAGGACCCUUUUGGCCUCGAUGCUUUGAUUCCAAGCACAUCAAAGAAAGAUGACAAGCCCAAGGCAGCAAAAGAAAAGAAAGAAGUGGAAGAUGCCAAGAAGCUACUCAAGUCAAAACGAGAGGCAUGGGUUUCGUGUUUAGAGAUUGCAGCGAAACGCUACAAAACCCCAUGGUGCCAAACAGCAAUAGACAUCCUGGUGAAGCAUGCCUUCGACAACAUUUCGAGGUUCACCUCCAAACAAAGGGAAGCCAUUGACAAACUGUGGGCGUCCGUGAGAGAGCAGCAAGUGAGGAGGAAGCAAGGCAAAUCCGUGACCGGAAAACUGGACGUGAAUGGGUUUGAAUGGCUGCAGCAACAAUACAAGAGCGAGAAGAUCAGUAUCCGCCACUCCGUGGGGUCCAGCGGCGAUAGGAAAUGUACCCAGUGGCUUGGUUGAUCCCUCUAAUGCUUUAUAGUGUCUCUGUAAUAUUUGUUUCUUCUUCCUGAUCAUAUGUAUCUCAACUUGCAAGAAUUACUGGGCUUGCCCUAUUGAAGCUGUAAUGUCAAUUCUUGAGUGCAACAAUUAACUGUGAGAACUCAGAACUCCCUUUUUUUAAAGAAUCGAUUCUAAAAGAUGAUUGCAGUCAUGAAU
This is a messenger RNA of Cuscuta campestris, 1589 nucleotides long. NCBI's taxonomy places the organism in Eukaryota, Viridiplantae, Streptophyta, Magnoliopsida, Solanales, Convolvulaceae. The record is from the annotation of a GenBank genome assembly.